Messenger RNA from Biomphalaria glabrata, 3891 nucleotides. RefSeq lists its product as uncharacterized. The transcript is spliced from 2 exons. Lineage: Eukaryota; Metazoa; Mollusca; Gastropoda; Planorbidae. The record is from RefSeq and is a predicted model, not a curated record. The coding region runs from base 97 to 1908 and encodes 603 amino acids. Gene Ontology annotation, molecular function: DNA helicase activity. Gene Ontology annotation, biological process: telomere maintenance; DNA repair.
CCACCGGAGGCUUGCUGGCGUUUAUCUGGAAAUGAACUCCAAAAGAAGAGCCAUGUAGUGCAACGUCUUGACAUUCAUCUUCCUGGUCACUACCGAAUGUCAGACAUUGUGAAUGUGCAAGAAGAUCUGGCGGAUACUGGCAUUAAGGGAUCCACAUUGGAGUCUUAUUUCAAAACCAAUGCUACCAAGAAGCAAAAAGAAGAAGCUAACCGCCUUGCUGGAAAAGAUGAAGAAAUUAUUUACCAUUUUUAUUGGCAGAUGCCCGAGCAUUUUAAAUGGAUAGGAAGGCAAAGUGAAUGGGUUGAGAGGCUUCGACAAAUCAAUGUUAUUGGUCGUAUCCACAGCGUUAAUUUUGUUGCCCAGCCAGAGUUAUACCAUCUCAGGAUGCUUUUGUACCACGUCAAUGACGCUACAAGUUUUGACGAACUUCUUAAAUUUAAUGGUAUCAGGCAUGCCACGUUCAAGCAAGCGUGUCUGGCUCGAGGGCUUGCCUAUGAUGACCAACAGUGGAUCGAUGGUCUGCAGGAAUCGGCUAUGUCAAAAACGCCUAGAGCCAUGAGAACACUAUUUACACAGAUUUUAAUAUUUGGAUCUCCAGAAAAUCCAAAAAGACUUUGGGAAAUGUUCAAAGCAGAUCUGGCUGAAGAUUUUCUUCUAGAAAUAGGACACACAGGUGGCCGAGUGGAAGACGCGAUAAAUCAUACCUAUCGAAUUAUCGCCUCCAAAUUAAAUACCGAAGCCACAGAAGGCAGAGAUUUUCAGUACUGGGUCAACACCUUUGGCAUGGACAACAUUGACUUUGUCAAUAACCAUUUAAAUGUGGAUAUGCUUAACAACGACAGCUCAAUACUGGAAGGGGAACGGUUGUAUGGACUCCUGAAAGGGAAACAGCUUGACAUAGUGAAUACCAUUCUCGAUGCUGUCACAAGUCAUAACUCUGGACCAAGAUGUUUUUUUAUUGAUGGACCUGGAGGUACUGGAAAAACGUUUGUGUACAAGACUAUUUAUCACAUUCUUCGGGGUCGAAAUUUCAAUGUGAAAUGUAUGGCAUUUACAGGAAUAGCAUCAAUUCUUUUGCCUAAUGGACGCACCUCACACAAAACAUUUGGCCUCAGUGUGCCCCUUACACCUGAAUCAGUUUCAAACAUAAAGCUAGGAUCAAUGAAAGCUGCUCAGUUAGCGGAAGUUGAUGUAUUUUUAAUGGAUGAGGCCCCAAUGCUGCCAAAAUACGGACUUUCUACCAUAGACCAGCUACUAAGAGCAAUCGGCAAUGCAAAAGAGCCUUUUGGAGGAAAAACAAUAGUUUUGGGGGGCGACUUCCGGCAAUGUCUUCCAAUUCAGCCACGAGCUAACAGAAGUGAGCUUUUAGACGUAUCCCUUAAAAAGAGUGACUUAUGGAGACAUUUUAAAAUAUCUCGAUUAACCAGAAAUAUGAGAGUUGAUGAAGAAGAGACGGAUUUUGCCGAGUUUCUUUUAAGGAUUGGAGACGGUGAAGUACCAUUGAAUGAUAUGGGUGAAAUAGCUCUGCCACAAGAUGUCAUCUCAAAAACCAACAUUAUUGACGAAGUUUAUGGGGAUUGUUUGGCAGAUAAAAGUUACGAAAACAUGAAAGACAGGGCAAUUUUGGCUCCCCUAAACAAAGAUGUCAAUUUAAUCAAUUGUGAGCUUAUAGACAGAUUACCUGGAGAGGAAAAAGUCUAUUUUAGCUUUGAUUCAAUCAAGGAUAUGUCAGAAGGUACACUUCAAUUUACCACAGAAUUUUUAAAUUCCAUAGACAUCGCUGAUCUGCCUCCACACAAACUAAAACUAAAAAAAACACAAUUAUCAUGCUACUUAGGAACUUGGAUGUUUCAGAAGGACUCUGUAAUGGGACGAGGCUCAUUGUCACUGAACUGUGUAACAACAUAAUUAUUGCUAAGAUUCUAACUGGCGAACAUUUUGGAAAGGCAGUUCAUAUUCCCAGAAUCACUCUAGAUUCCAGUAAGGGGAAACUUGGAUGCACAAUGCAGCGCCAUCAAUUUCCUGUGACCCCUGCUUUCGCCAUGACAGUCCACAAAUCACAAGGUCAAACAUUCCAGUUUGUUGGAGUUGAUCUCAGAGUCCCAGUCUUUAUGCAUGGUAUGCUGUAUGUGGCCUUUUCAAGAGUGAAACGACAAAGUUGUUUAAAAGUCCUUCUUCCCCGAGACAACGCAAAUUACACCCGGAACGUUGUGUGGAAGGAAGUGUUGAACUGAGAUAAAGGAGCCUGUUUGUACCGGAGAAUUGAUGUACUGGAUAGCAACUGGUAGUGGGAAGCAGAGAUGUGAGUCCUCAUUAGACAUUGCUAUGCUAGCACCGUGGCUUUGAACCAACGUUAGACUCUCUAUGACCAGCGUUUAUCUGACUCAAGGAAGAUUUGAUAAUGUACCUAAGGCGUGUCUAACUUCAAGAUCCACAGACCUAAUUGUUUAUGUUUUAUCUCUUUGGAUAUGACAUACUUUUAUUAUAAAACAAUAAUAAUCCACUCUAGCCCUACAAUUUAUGUCUGGGAGAAGUAGAGUUCUUUAGUGCUUGGAUAUGUUUACCAAAGAACAGUUUUAUUAGAUCAGAUAAAAAACAAAAAUAUGUGUUACAUUUCUACAAAAUCGAUGCAUUGAAACAAAUGGAGAUCAUAGAGAUCAAAAGUGAUCUAAUGAUAGUGAACAUUUGGUGAAACUUCUCAAAAUGUAUUUUGUUCAUGAAUCAAAUCUUUUUUGCACCAACAUUAUAUUUUUGUAUCAAUUUAUUUUUGUUCUCUAGGAAACUCUUGGGUAUUGUAGUAUUUGUUUAAUACUGCAGUUAAAUAUCCAUUUUUUUUCUAAUACCAUUAAAUUUAAGUAACUGAGUGUUAUGUACAAUUAAUAAAUUUAGAUAACCAAAUAUCAUGCAUGGUCAUUACAUUCAAGUAUCCAAGUUGUAUGUAUGGUCAUUACAUUUAUGUAACCAUGAAGUAUGUAUGGUCAUUACAAGUAUUAUCUAUUAUCAUUACAUUGAAGUAACCAAGUAUUAUGUAUUGUCAUUACAUUUAGGUAAAAAUGGUUUAUGUAUGAUUAUUACAUUUAUUAUAUGUUCUUUUUAAUAAUGCUAUGUAUCUCUUUGUGCCAUUAGUUCUUUUGCCUUCUUAGCCACAAAAAAAUGUUAUUUAUGAUAUUUGUUUGAAAGGCAUUGAUCAUACAUUGAUUGAUUUUUAUUAAGUAAGGGGAAUGAGAUAAAAGUCAAGCAAUCCAGUAGAUUGCUAGCAUUUCUAAGUAAAGUAAAGAAUUUUUUUUAAAAUAUAGAUAAACAAAAUUCUUUAGCUGUGCAAGUUCAGUUCUUUUUCUAGGCUUAUAUUCACUAUUACUAAAGGGCUAAAUUCUAAACAUUGUAUAAAGUAGUCAAAUGUGUGAGUAAUAUCAUUAGGACUUUUACACUAAUGUUUAAUGUAAUUGUACUUUAUAAAUUGAUGACUACAUAGCUCACAUUAUAUCUUGUUAGUGUGUCUGUCUCACAAUGAGAUGAAUGUGUGUAAGCAAGUUUCUAUACAAGUUUAUGUCUUGAAGUGAAAGUAAAAUGGUUGAAAUAAAAAUAUUCUAUUAAUAUUUAUAUUCAAUAUAUUAAACGUUCCUCAAUGAAUUAAAAUCAUUUAAGCUUUUAUACUAUACAAUUGCUCUUUUUUUUUUAUUUUGGUUACAUCUAAUGUUAUUUUUUUUUAAUUCUUCUUUAGUAACUAAAGGUUUUCACAUUAUAACUGCCAUUUGUUGUUUGUUUUUGGUUACACCUAAUGCCAUUUGAGAAAGAUUGUCUUUUAAUAUUAUUCAACAAAUAAUGGUGACCAAAAAGCUUCUUUUAAUUGAAGUUAGAAUUAUUUAAUUUCAUUUUCCUUUUAUUGCCAUC